AUGAGUGAGGCCGAAAGUCAGUUCUACAGUGUUCAGGUGGGGGACUCUACCUUCACUGUGCUCAAUCGCUACCAGCAGCUCCGUGCCAUCGGAUCUGGAGCCCAGGGCAUCGUUUGCUCUGCCCUAGAUACUGUCCUGGGCAUUUCAGUGGCAGUGAAAAAGCUGUGCCGGCCCUUCCAGAACCAGACACAUGCUAAACGUGCAUACAGGGAACUUGUGCUGCUAAAAUGUGUCAACCACAAAAAUAUCAUCCGUCUGAUCAAUGUGUUCACGCCUCAGAAAUCCCUGGAGGAAUUCCAAGAUCUGUAUUUGGUGAUGGAGCUGAUGGAUGCCAGCCUUUGCCAGGUGACCCACAUGGAUCUGGACCAUGAAAGAAUGUCUUAUCUGCUUUACCAGAUCCUCUGUGGAAUCAGACAUCUGCACUCUGCUGGUAUCAUUCACAGGGACUUGAAGCCCAGUAACAUUGUGGUGAAGUCAGACUGCACCCUGAAGAUUUUGGACUUUGGCCUCGCUAGGACAGCUUGCACCAACUUCAUGAUGACACCAUAUGUGGUGACCAGAUACUACCGAGCACCGGAGGUCAUUCUGGGGAUGAAGUAUAAGGAGAAUGUUGACAUCUGGUCUGUGGGAUGCAUCAUGGGAGAGAUGGUUAAAGGUAGUGUCAUCUUCCAAGGCACCGACCACAUCGAUCAGUGGAACAAAGUAAUUGAGGUUCUGGGCACACCCAGCCUUGAGUUUAUGAACCGUCUGAUGGAGACUGUGAGAAACUACGUUAUGAACAAGCCACAAUAUCCAGGUGUCAGCUUUGCAGAUCUUUUCCCCGACUGGGCCUUUCCCUCGGAAUCGGAGCACGACAAGCUAAAGACGAGUCAAGCUCGAGACUUGCUGUCCAAAAUGCUUGUCAUCGACCCUGAGUGCCGCAUCUCCGUAGAGGAAGCUCUCAAUCACCCCUACAUUCACAUGUGGUAUGACCCUGCAGAGGCUGACGCGCCUCCUCCGCAGAUUUCUGACAAGCAAUUAGAAGAAAGAGAGCACAGCAUCGAGCAAUGGAAAGAGCUAAUUUAUGAAGAAGUGAUUGACUGGGAAGAGAGGAACAAGAAUGGUGUGAUGAAAGACGAUUGCUCAGAUGUAGUGUCCAGUUCGGCCUCGCAGUCGUCUUCGGCUAAUGAUAUAUCAUCUAUGUCAACGGAGCACACUGUUGCCUCGGAUACAGACAGCAGCAGCAUCGACACGCUCACGGGGCCGCUAGACGAGAAAUGUGCAGCUGAGGGUUUUUAG
Messenger RNA from Nerophis lumbriciformis (worm pipefish), 1278 nucleotides. NCBI's taxonomy places the organism in Eukaryota, Metazoa, Chordata, Actinopteri, Syngnathiformes, Syngnathidae. The record is from RefSeq and is a predicted model, not a curated record.